AUGGCGGCGCCACCGUCAAAACCUGUUUCAAUCGAUAAAGAUUCGACCUUUAUCGGUUCUUCUUUGUCACGCUCUAUUAAUCCAACUGCUGGCGACAGAUCUUUAUCACGCUCUGUUAAUGUAAGCGACGGAUCUUUACCAAGCCACGUUGAAGGCUCCGGCUCUCCGAUUGGCGGCGGCAAAUCUUUAGCAGGCUCUACUAAUUCAACUGCCGGCGACAAAUCUUUGUCACGCUCUAUUAAUCCAACUGCCGGCGACAGAUCUUUAUCACGCUCGCUUAAUGUAAGCGACGGAUCUUUACCAAGCCACGUUGAAGGCUCCGGCUCCGGCUCCAACAAGAUAUCGAAUCUUGUAAAUUUUUGGUCUUCACUUGAGAUAUCUCAAGUACACGAUUCCGGCAAUGAUGAGGGAAGAAAGUCAAGAUAUGAUGGUAGUAAUAGCGUUAGACGCGCACCUACCGGCACAAAUAAGGUGACUGAAGUCAAUGAUGGUUCUUCCGGUUUCAAAGAGCCUGAGAUAACUGAAGUCUUCUCAACUCCGGUCAAAAAUAAUAGUGACGGAUCUUCAUCAAGCCACACUGGCGCAUCCGGUAAAACGGAACAUUGGGUUUACAUAGGUUCUUCCUCGUCCGAAAAAUCAGAUUCAGAAAAUCGACUUAGGAAAAAAACAGAAUGGCCACCUCAAAGAAAAAAUAAUGCGGACGGAAAUUCACAUCUCGGCAAUAAAGGCGGCGGCGGCGGUAAUUCACCUCCCGAAACACCCAGCAAAAACAAAGGCGGCGGCGGCGGUAAUUCACCUCCCGGCACACCCAGCAAAAACAAAGGCGGCGGCGGCGGUAAAUCACCUCCCGGCACACCCAGCAAAAACAAAGGCGGCGGCGGCGGUAAAUCACCUCCCGGCACACCCAGCAAAAACAAAGGCGGCGGCGGCGGUAAAUCACCUCCCGGCACACCCAGCAAAAACAAAGGCGGCGGCGGCGGUAAAUCACCUCCCGGCACACCCAGCAAAAACAAAGGCGGCGGCGGCGGUAAAUCACCUCCCGGCACACCCAGCAAAAACAAAGGCGGCGGAGAUUCACCUCCCGAUGACGAUGAUGAGGUGUCUGAACACUCGGCUGCAUUCUUUGGCCUUUAUACAAAGUAUUUUAUAGCGUAUUUACAGAGCGAUUAUGUUCAUUGGUGUUAUGGUAAAUAUCUGUUUCCUAUUUUCGUUUUACACCAUAUUUACGCGUAA
Messenger RNA from Vicia villosa (hairy vetch), 1233 nucleotides. RefSeq lists its product as uncharacterized. The transcript has a single exon. Lineage: Eukaryota; Viridiplantae; Streptophyta; Magnoliopsida; Fabales; Fabaceae. Bases 1 to 1233 code for a protein of 410 amino acids. The record is from RefSeq and is a predicted model, not a curated record.